Molecule: messenger RNA, 1218 nt
Organism: Phytophthora nicotianae INRA-310
Lineage: Eukaryota; Oomycota; Peronosporomycetes; Peronosporales; Peronosporaceae
Exons: 1
Coding region: 145-1218 (357 amino acids)
Source: RefSeq, a predicted model, not a curated record
GCGAGGGUAGAGGUAGUAACGGACAGAGCAAGUGCCAUCAUUUAGCUUGGGCUUUGUCCGUGUCGUCUCGCGACGUUCGCUUCAUUUGACCGGGUAACGACAACGACCCACUCGAGCUCUUUCGCUUCAGUGUACAAAACGCGAAUGGCAGACUACGACCGAGAAGGACGACCAUUUCCAUACACCCGGUCCAAGACACGAUGGCGCAAGCGUCCGAGUGACGAGCUCAAGUACCUGAAAGCGCAAGUGGUCGAGCUGGAGAAGUUACUCGCAGCUCUAAGCCACUCCGACUCCCGUCCAAGACUACUGAACAGCGGAGAGCCAAGUGACAACCAAGCGGAAAUGCUUCGAAAACUCCAUCGAGAAAGUCAAGUGAACAAGUUAAAAGCCGCAAUGAAAGAGAACCAGUACCUUCGAGCAAUGCUCGUCCGUAAAUUCCACUUGGCUCGAUCUCUCCAGUCCGCCAUCAACGAGCAGAUUCGCUUGGGUGUUCGGAAGAUACCGUGGCCAACCCGUGAUGGCGCAUCAAAUGAGCUGGUCUUUGCCUUGUUGGAUGAGGAGAAAGAGCGUCAAUUCGCUGUACUUGACGAAGUUUUGGAACAAAGCGGGAUGGCACGAAUUUAUCACCCGUCGUACUCGAGACUUCUACUUCAUCAAAGCGGUAAAACAGUGUCGUUCCAGCAUAACGAGGUGCGUAUGCUUCCGUUUGCCGUGUCGGAUGUGGCGCAGUCAUUGCGCUACGCCUUGAGUUUCGGAGCGCGAGUCGGGCCAACCAAGCACUGCCGCGACAUCCGCAUGUAUGAUAACUACUUCCACGCGGUCACUGCAGACAGCGUUAAGCUUCCAAACGCUCAAUCUGCUGAGGUGAACUCCAGAGUACUUCAGUUGUGCGUGGUUCAGCCAGAACGCACUGUGGUGACCUGGUCGGGCUACGUCGAGUACAAUGGCGCAAAGUUCGUUCGCCUACUUGAGAAAACGUGGAUCGUCCUAGAACCUGUUCCGAUGGACACACUCGGGAUGCCCGCAAUGGGAGGUAGGACCGACGGAACGUUGAUGCGGGUGGUUGUUCGCUUGACUCCUGUCGAGACUGAAUUGGAUCCACAGAAACCAGAGGAUAUUGAGGAGAUGACAAAUGUCGUCGUUGGCACGUAUCAACGCCACGGACAGCGAAUGUACCAGGCGAUGCUCGAGCAGUUGAGCGAUUGCAUGCGUGUUUGA